Messenger RNA from Hemiscyllium ocellatum (epaulette shark), 1745 nucleotides. RefSeq names its product NELL2 interacting cell ontogeny regulator 1 (gene nicol1). The coding region runs from base 627 to 881 and encodes 84 amino acids. Lineage: Eukaryota; Metazoa; Chordata; Chondrichthyes; Orectolobiformes; Hemiscylliidae. The record is from RefSeq and is a predicted model, not a curated record. The transcript has 4 exons.
GCUUGGGAAGGUGCAGGAUCCCCAAAAGCAGUUUGAGCUUCACUGCCGACGAUAAACCGUGAAAACACACUCGGAUGUUGUCCACAACGUCCUUAGUGAGCAACGAAGCGAUGCUAGGAGGCGCCCAGAGCUCAUCGGCUGAGCCGAGCUUGUUGUGCAGCCACAAACCUGUGUCGCUCUCCCUCAUGGACGCCAUCUUGAAGAAGGAGAUUUGAAUGGACGGGCAUUAACCGGGACGACGAGAGCCUUUGCUGUGGGCUCCGCCUCCUUGCCGUAGGGCCACGCCCCCUCGCCGCGGGGCCCCAUUUCCUACAACUGCAACACAACCACGCUGCAGCCCCGCCCACAUCCCAAAACCCCUCCCCCACUCCUGUUGGGGAACCACCAAUGAAAGAACGGCCAAUACUGCAGUCAGUUAACCGGCUGAACCGCCUCCCCUGUCGGGCUGCUUCGCCGAUUGGUUAGAAUUCACGUCGAUCAAAAACAUGACCGCCCCUCUCUCCCUGCGCAACCGUUGCUCGUCUGGUCGGAUCGAGGCGGGGCUGUUUGGGACGGUCGAGUGGUUUUAAAUUUGAAAUCUUUCUCUCGGGUCCCUGCUUGCAGCCGCCGCCGUCGUCGCGGCGAUCAUGGCCGUUCCUUCGCUCUGCCUCUUCGUCUUGCUCGCUGCCGGCUUGAUAGCCGAAGCCAACGGCGAAUCUGGGACUGUCAUCCCGGCUGAAAGUCGUCCCUGUGUUGACUGCCAUGCAUUUGAAUUUAUGCAGAGAGCAUUACAAGACUUGAAAAGGACUGCAAAUAACCUAAACACUAGGACUGAUGAUCUGCUGCUGAGAGUGGAAAAGCGGGCAUUAUGUGACUGUCUGCCUUCAAAUCUGUUAGCCUGAUGUAUUAGAGGUGGGCCGCGACACUUUGCUCAGAACAUAUUCCUGUGCCUCGUGACAUGCAAAUGAAAUAUGUCUAAAGCGUUUGAAAUAUAUCUCAAACGUUUGAGAUGAGCUAAAUAUUCACAGUGAAAUAAUAAAUGUUUCAGAGACCUUUUUCAAAAAAAGGCAAAUAAACUUUGAUUCCUGAAGGCACUGUUGUUUGAAAUUCUCUUCCUAUUCCUGACUUCAGAUGUCUUCUGAAAACCAUUUUUCUUUCACUGACCUUUUCUUAUUUCUCCCUUUCCCUUCAAUUAAUAUUUUCAAAGCUACCCAACCUACCUGUCCUGUUGUCAAAUAUUUUGAAUCUUUUUUUCUGUGAGGAAUAGGUGUAAUGUGACUGCAUUUCAAUUUUAAUAUGCUAGUUGGCAGAAUUUGUUUGCACUUUUAUUUAUCCUGCACUUAACUAGAAAGCAUGAAAUGUGAUGUAAUAAGACAGCUUAAUAUUGUAUUGUGUGUUUAUCCCUGUACUAUUAGCUUUCACAGGGAUAGGGCAGGAAAGGAGAGUUGAGAAACAAGUUUUAACCAUGAUUCAGUUGAAUGAUGUGCAAAUUGAAGGGGCCAUUGGUCUACCCUGCUUCUAUUUCUUGUGCCCUUAUAGGAUUCCAUUAUGUUCAAUUAUUGGUGAGUAGAAUGUACUUUACUAUGUCUUGUAAGAUUUAAAUAUUUAGUGGGGGAAAAUGUGGUUUUGUGUCAAGUUAACAAGUAAUUUUCUAUGCUAAUAUAUGUUUGAUCCUAAAAGUGUAACUUAUUUCACAAUGAGAAUAUGCAUGGUACUGUUACAAAUAUAACAUGCUACAUUGAAGUAAAAUUCUACCCUAUGAAACA